Messenger RNA from Anarrhichthys ocellatus (wolf-eel), 1255 nucleotides. Its product is annotated as UPF0676 protein C1494.01. The transcript is spliced from 6 exons. The record is from RefSeq and is a predicted model, not a curated record. Lineage: Eukaryota; Metazoa; Chordata; Actinopteri; Perciformes; Anarhichadidae. Bases 92 to 1120 code for a protein of 342 amino acids.
AGCAGGCGUCUGAAAACGAAGCAGUUUUUUGUGUUUUCCAGGCGAGGCGCAGUUCAUCUCGAACGAGCCUAUUUAGUGUUUCUUUAAUAAAAUGGGCAUUCCGGUGGUUGACUUUGGUGCCUUCAGCCUGAGUGAGGAGGAUGCUGCUGACGAGCAGAUGCACAACCUGAGCAAAGAGCUGGAAUCAGCUUUCACUGAAGUUGGUUUCGUGUUUCUGAAGAACACUGGGAUCACCCAGCAGGAGGUGGAUCGUGUUCUGACCAUAUCCAAGACAUUCUUCCUGCAGCCAGAAGAAGAGAAGCGACCCUUCAGCAGGAAAAGCUUCGCCAUCAGUCCCAGCCACGGCUGGGUGCAUCUGGAGAGCGAGAGGUUGAAUCCUCGUCGCCCUGGAGACCUCAAGGAGUCAUUCAACGUUACUUCACUUCAUCCUGGCAUUAAAUGGCCAUCGGGUGCUGUAAAAGGGUUCCAGGAGAUCCAGACGUCUUUCUUCCAGCGCUGUAAAGAGCUGAGUCUGCGGGUGCUGAGGGUGAUGGCCCUCAGUCUGGGUCUGGACCCAGAGGUGUUCCUGAGCGCGCACCGUUUCAUAGGAACUGAAGGGAACGGAACAACACUGCGGCCUCUGUACUACCCAGCAGUAAACCACGAGAAACUGAAGGAGGGUCAGCUGCGGUGUGGGGAACAUUCAGACUACGGCAGCAUCACCCUGUUGUUUUGCAGCUCUGGGGGUCUGCAGGUAACACUGCCGAGAAUUACCAAUCGGGACGUUUGUUUUGACAUUUGUUGCUGUGAGAGAAAUCUCCAGGCGUGCAAUCCACCGGACGGUCUUGUUAACCUUCAGGUGCGGAGGCGUUCAGGUGAAUUCAUCUGUGUUCCCUCCGUCCCCGGAGCGGUCCUCAUCAAUGUCGCCGACCUGAUGCAGCGCUGGACCAGCGAUCACUUUGUCUCUGUGGUCCACAGAGUUUUGCUGCCCCCUGCUGGAGACUCCAGCACACGUCAGUCUCUGGUCUUCUUCGUCCAGCCAGAUGAUGAGGCUCUGAUCAGCUGCUGUGACGGCUCCAACAAAUACCCCCCGGUUACAGGAGGCGGCUACCUGGACGAGCGCUUCAAGGCCUCGUAUUGACAGAGCCGAAUGUCCACCCAUCACUUCAUUCAUACACAACUGAUAACUACAUACGCUGUUUUUACGUUUUGAAUUGUAUUUUUUUGAUAAUCAGUGAGCCAAUGUGUACGACUAAAAGAAGAGACACAAACCUCA